This is a messenger RNA of Morus notabilis, 1427 nucleotides long. RefSeq names its product GDSL esterase/lipase At1g71691. Gene Ontology annotation, molecular function: hydrolase activity, acting on ester bonds. NCBI's taxonomy places the organism in Eukaryota, Viridiplantae, Streptophyta, Magnoliopsida, Rosales, Moraceae. Bases 94 to 1218 code for a protein of 374 amino acids. The transcript has 5 exons. The record is from RefSeq and is a predicted model, not a curated record.
UCUUCCAAACUCACAUUCCACUCUUCACACAACAGAGCUCUGUUACAAACAAAACCAAAAAAAAAAACUCUUUCUCAAACACAGUCAACAUUCAUGGCUGCUAGUAAACAAAGGUUGUGGUGUUUUGUUUUGGUCAUGUUACUAGCACUUGCAGCCGGUGUCUCGGGCCAAAGUGGUGUAGAAGAGCCGGUCGAAGCGGGUCGUGGUGUGGUGCCUGCCAUGUUUGUAUUCGGAGACUCUCUCAUAGACAAUGGCAACAACAACAACCUUGCUUCUUUCGCCAAGGCCAAUUACUUCCCCUAUGGCAUUGAUUUCAAUGGAGGUCCUACUGGUCGGUUCUCCAAUGGCUACACCAUUGUUGAUGAAAUUGCUGAUUUGCUGGGACUUCCUCUAAUUCCUCCAUACUCCGAUGCUUCUGGAGACCAGGCCCUUCAUGGUGUCAACUAUGCCUCGGCAGCAGCCGGAAUCCUUGACAAUACAGGCCGAAAUUUCGUAGGUCGCAUUCCGUUCAAUCAACAAAUUAAGAACUUCGAGAACACGCUCGAUCAAAUAACGGGUAAUCUCGAGGCAGAUGAUGUGGCACGUGAUCUAGCGCGCUGUAUCUUCUUUGUGGGAAUGGGAAGCAAUGACUACCUAAACAACUACCUCAUGCCCAACUACCCUACCCGGAAUCAGUACAACCCUCAACAAUAUGCUAAUCUCUUAGUUCAACAAUACACUCAGCAGCUCACUAGACUAUACAACCUUGGAGCUAGGAAAUUUGCCAUUGCAGGAUUGGGCCUAAUGGGCUGCAUUCCGAGCAUCUUGGCCCAAAGCUCAACCGGAAGCUGUUCACAAGAAGUGAACCAACUGGUCAUGCCUUUCAAUGCAAAUGUGAAGACUAUGCUCAACAACCUAAAUGCAAAUUUACCCGGUUCCAAGUUCAUAUUUGUUGACAUUGCAAGGAUGUUCCAAGAUAUCCUCACUAACUCCAGAUCAUAUGGUUUCGGUGUGAUAAAUCGUGGAUGUUGCGGGAUUGGACGGAACAGAGGGCAAAUUACAUGUCUUCCGUUCCAAACACCAUGUCAGAAUAGACAAGAGUACGUCUUCUGGGACGCAUUCCACCCUACAGCAGCGGUGAACAUCAUAAUGGGAAGGGAGGCCGUCCGCGGGAACCUUAGAGUUGCUUAUCCCAUAAACAUAGAGCAGCUUGCCAAUCUUGAAGUUAAGACUAACUAGUACAAACUGCUAAUUUCAUUACUAUGACGUCUACAGUUUUGAUGGCCUAAUUGGCUUAUAUUAGCCUUGUGGGGUAUUUUCUUCUGAAAGUUUUCUUAACGCUGGAGGUUUCAAAAUUACUUAUCAAAAACCAUUGAGCUUGUACUAAUUCCGUGAUUAAUAACUUUUGUAUGGUUUUAAUUAUUUCAAGUACUCAACAAAGAACCGUG